Messenger RNA from Adineta ricciae, 234 nucleotides. Lineage: Eukaryota; Metazoa; Rotifera; Eurotatoria; Adinetida; Adinetidae. The record is from the annotation of a GenBank genome assembly.
AUGUCACGUAGUGUCUUGUCGUCUGAUUGGUUGAAAAACGUUCUCUCGCUUCCAUUGCUGACUGUAAAGCAACGCAUUGCCUUCGGAAUUUUUCUCCUACAACACGUACUGUACCCAGUUGAAUCAUAUGUGCGUAGGCGUGUCAAACCUCCCUCGUGCGUACCCCGCGCUGAGGGAAGUUUUGUAGUUUUAGAAGGUUCUGCACUUCUGUAUUGCGAUUAUCCAUUAAAAUAA